This is a messenger RNA of Tripterygium wilfordii, 1091 nucleotides long. Its product is annotated as GTP-binding nuclear protein Ran-3. The record is from RefSeq and is a predicted model, not a curated record. The coding region runs from base 146 to 811 and encodes 221 amino acids. Gene Ontology annotation, cellular component: cytoplasm; nucleus. Gene Ontology annotation, molecular function: GTPase activity; GTP binding. Gene Ontology annotation, biological process: ribosomal subunit export from nucleus; protein import into nucleus. The transcript has 8 exons. NCBI's taxonomy places the organism in Eukaryota, Viridiplantae, Streptophyta, Magnoliopsida, Celastrales, Celastraceae.
CCAGUUUACUGCGUCAGAUCAAAGCCAGGAUCAGCAUUCUCAUAUUUAAGCCCUUCGCCUUCCUCGCCGUCUCACUCACUCCGCUGCUCUCCUCUCCUCUGCUCUUCAAUCGCAUUCUAUAUCUCGAGCUCAGUUGCCAGAACCCAUGGCUUUACCUGGUCAACAAGCUGUCGAUUACCCAAACUUCAAGCUCGUCAUCGUUGGUGAUGGAGGCACUGGAAAGACAACUUUUGUGAAGAGGCAUCUUACUGGGGAGUUUGAGAAGAAAUAUGAGCCAACUAUUGGUGUGGAAGUUCAUCCUCUGGACUUCUUCACCAACUGUGGGAAAAUUCGAUUUUACUGUUGGGAUACUGCUGGCCAAGAAAAGUUCGGUGGUCUUAGAGAUGGUUACUAUAUCCAUGGACAAUGUGCCAUCAUCAUGUUUGAUGUCACUGCUCGUUUGACAUACAAGAAUGUCCCUACAUGGCAUCGUGAUCUGUGCCGGGUGUGUGAGAAUAUCCCGAUUGUUCUAUGCGGAAACAAGGUUGAUGUGAAGAACAGGCAGGUUAAGGCAAAGCAGGUGACAUUUCACAGGAAGAAGAAUCUACAAUACUAUGAGAUAUCGGCCAAGAGCAACUACAAUUUUGAGAAACCAUUUUUGUACCUUGCUCGUAAGCUUGCAGGGGACGCAAAUCUUCAUUUCGUGGAGUCUCCUGCUCUUGCUCCACCUGAAGUUCAGAUUGAUAUGGCAGCACAACAACAGCAUGAGCAGGAACUUGCAGCUGCUGCUAGUCAACCGUUGCCAGAUGACGAUGAUGAUACAUUUGAGUAGAGGUUUAUAAUUGUGGAGCGGCUUUUUUGUCUUGUUUUAGUUGGGCCUCUCUAUUCUGCCUUGCGCCAUCAUGUUCCCGUAUUUCUUAAUAUUGGUUAUUGAGAUACCAUUACUUUCCGAGUCAAUAUUGUGCUUUGUUUAUGAUGGAGCUUGUUGUUCUUGGUCUAUAAACGUUUGCUUGUGCAUGAAGUUUUGGUGUUUACAAUUACUGGGAUUGCAACGGAGGUGGGUUCUGUUUCUAGUGGGCUUGGACGAUAAUUUCAGUAUUGUUUGUGUCGCA